Mya arenaria is the source of this 1382-nucleotide messenger RNA. RefSeq names its product phosphatidylinositol 3,4,5-trisphosphate 5-phosphatase 2B-like. The coding region runs from base 255 to 1382 and encodes 375 amino acids. NCBI's taxonomy places the organism in Eukaryota, Metazoa, Mollusca, Bivalvia, Myida, Myidae. The record is from RefSeq and is a predicted model, not a curated record. The transcript has 12 exons.
GUUGUAAAUUGCUUAAAUUAUAUGACGUGACAUGUACAAGCAUUUAACAUUGUAAUCAUUGUAAACCUUAAAAAAGGUUCAUUUGCUGCAGUUUUUUAAUGUGUUCAAAUAUAAAUCGUUUCUGAAAAAAAAAAGAAUAAUAUAGCAAGGCUACCAUCAUGUGUUAUGAGGUCCACUGACAAGAAUCUUGAAGAGUGAUUGAGAGUCAUUGAAGGUACACCAAAAGGCCACCCCUACGUGAGGUUCACACAAGAAUGUCGGGGGCGUUCUUCCAUAAGGGCAUCACACGUUUUCAAGCGGAGCUGUACCUUACCAACACCAAGGAUAAUGGGAGUUUCCUCGUGCGGGAUUCAGAGUCUCUGGCUGGGGCCUAUGUCCUCUGCUUACUGCUAAACUCUGAGGUUCACCAGUACAGAAUUCUGCCAGGACCAGAUGGGAAACUGCAUGUUCAGUCUGAGUCUGGCACAAUACAGCGCGGCUACAAUGAUCUCACAGAGCUGAUUGCUGACUACAUCAAGAAGAAGGAAAACAAUGGCCUGGCAUGUGGCCUCGUGCACCCUGUAGCUCCGGAGGGAUCUAAUGAUGAUGGAGAACUCACAGAUGAUGAUGAUGACGAUGAUGAUGAGGAAGACGAUGACGACGAUUUUGAGCAUCCUCCACCGGUACAGAGUCCACCUGCUACACCUACGGACAAGAAGAAAAACAAUGAGGCAGAAAAAAUAGACUUGCAGAGAAACUUCAAUAAGCUUGACUUGACUAGGUGUGACAGUGUGUUCAAGAAGGCGCUAAAGGAUUAUGUGGACAUUGGCAGCCAGAAGGACUCUACGGCCCUCAACGCUGGUGAUUCAGAACUACAAGAGUUUGAAAAACUGCUUGACUCAACCGCUAGUGGGCUUAGAAGGGAGCUGGACACAUACAUGCGGAAUAUAGAGGUUCUCCAUGAGCUGUUGAAAGUUGAAAACCGAAAAAACUCAACACUUGACCACAGGCACAGGCCAUGUGGCCCAGGGCUCCCUAAUCUGCUGGAACAGAUGUCCCGUGUACGCAGCAAGAUACUCAGUCUUCAGACAGAGGCUCAGGAGACAAUCCAGCUAGCCAGCAUUCCGUCUGACUACGAAUAUCUGGAUUACACGGACCCGAUGUAUGCGGGUAACGGACUUACGAGCGGGCCAUUCCUAAUGUCGAAGUACCGGCCAUACAUUCCACAGAGCAAGUUCGAGGUGAAGAAAUUAAAAAGCAACCGGCCAACAAAGCUAACCUUGACUGUCGACCUUCAGAACGGGAAAUACUCAGUGCUCAAGCAGACGGGAAAGGAGUCUCUAUCACAUAACACAAUAUCUCAUGACAGAAUACCAGAACAAGAAAUACUCUGUGGCCGGUAA